Messenger RNA from Trichoplax adhaerens, 1455 nucleotides. RefSeq lists its product as uncharacterized. NCBI's taxonomy places the organism in Eukaryota, Metazoa, Placozoa, Uniplacotomia, Trichoplacea, Trichoplacidae. The record is from RefSeq and is a predicted model, not a curated record. The transcript is spliced from 15 exons. Gene Ontology annotation, cellular component: cytoplasm; mitochondrion. Gene Ontology annotation, biological process: mitochondrial translation; histidyl-tRNA aminoacylation. Bases 1 to 1455 code for a protein of 484 amino acids. Gene Ontology annotation, molecular function: ATP binding; histidine-tRNA ligase activity.
AUGGCAGCAAUUCGAGAAAAAGAGGAAAAAUUAAAAGAAUUAAAGCUGAAACAGAAAGAGGAGUUAGCCACUUUAGAAGCUGAACUGAACCAACUCAAGCUUAAUAGUAAAGAUGCGCAUAAAAUUGCUCUAAAAACGCCAAAGGGUACUCGGGAUUUCUCACCCAAACAGAUGGCUAUUAGAAAAGUAUUAUUUCGAACUAUCGAGAAAUGUUUUGAAAGACAUGGAGCUGAAACUAUUUCUACGCCCUUGUUUGAGUUAAAGGAAGUUUUAACUGGUAAAUACGGUGAAGACUCUAAAUUGAUCUACGAUUUAAGCGAUCAAGGUGGAGAAUUAUGCUCACUUCGUUACGAUUUAACGGUACCAUUUGCGCGUUAUCUGGCCAUGAACAAAAUUCAAAAAAUUAAACGGUAUCAUAUUGCUCCAGUAUAUCGCCGUGAUAACCCUUCCAUCACUCGGGGUAGAUAUCGAGAGUUUUUUCAGUGUGAUUAUGAUGUUGCCGGCUACGAUUCACGUAUUGCCGAUGCCGAAUGUAUAAGGAUCGUUUCAGAGAUUCUUUCUGCAGUCGAUGUUGGUUCGUUCAUAAUCAAGAUCAAUAAUAGAAAGAUCCUUGAUGGUAUGUUUGAAAUAUCCGGAGUUCCGACAGAAAAAUUUCGAGAAAUUUCCUCUGCUGUUGAUAAACUUGAUAAGAUGUCAUGGGAAGAAGUACGUAAAGAAAUGACUGACGAAAAAGGCCUUGACGGAAAAGUUGCCGAUAGUAUCGGUGACUUUGUAAAGUUAAAGGGCGGACUCGAUUUGAUAAGUCAUUUGGAAGGUGUAGUAAAAGAAACUGGAAACAACAGCUUAUUAGUUGGUGUAAAUGAAAUGAGAGCAAUCAUAGAGUUAUGCCAUGAAUAUAAUGUCACAGACAAGAUCUUAUUCGAUCUUAGCUUGGCUCGUGGCCUUGAUUACUAUACUGGUGUAAUUUAUGAAGCUGUUCUUACAGAUGACAAGGUAGGAGUCGGCUCCGUUGCUGGUGGGGGCCGAUACGAUAAUUUAGUAGGAAUGUUUCAUCCGAAAGGAAAGCAAAUUCCAUGUGUAGGAGUCAGCAUUGGAAUUGAGAGACUUUUUUCUAUAUUGGAAGCGAAAGCUAAAGGAAAUGUAAGAACUACAGCAACUGAUGUAUAUGUUGCCUCAGCACAAAAAGGCUUGUCCAAACAUCGCAUUGCAUUAUGCAGUAACUUAUGGGAUGCUGGAAUUGGGGCCGAAACUGCAUACUCCGAAAAUCCUAAGCUAUUAAAUCAGUUACAACACUGUGAAGUUAACGAUAUCCCACUUGUAAUCAUUAUUGGAGAGAGUGAAUUACAACAGGGUAUCGUAAAAAUCAGAGAUACUAACUCCCGUGAAGAGGUUGACGUAAGUCGGGAGAACAUGAUUGAAACUAUUAACAAGAAGUUAAAUCAAAAACGUGGCUAA